UUUUGGUAAACUAAUCAGCAAAAAACCAGCCUAUGUGGUCAGUGUGACCGGGCCCAGUCAAACGCUGACCUCGAUAAUGCCAAUCCGAGCAUGGACUAAUGUCUACUUCAUAAUCACACCAAAUGUCCAUGAUGUAGUAUUUGACUAUCGUAUAAUUAUUCAUUCGAAAUACUUAGAAUUUAUUCGUAUUGACGGGAAGACAGUCACGACCUGGCUUGUUAAACACGAGGUUUCGGACGGGAUGGCGUAUGGCAUCUCGAAUCUGGUUGAAAAGAAUACGAGCUACGUGACCGAACAACACAAAUUUGGAUGCUACGUGUACGGGAGCUCCCGGGAAACUGAAACGAAAUUGCAUUAUAUUCAGAAUGCUAGGUCAACACCUGACAUUUUUAAGACUUUUAUAAAAGAACUGAGAUUGAAGGAAGGAUACGUAGAUGUAGAAGACGCAGAAGUGGAUGAGUGGGGCAAUUUAGAAAUGACAACUUUAAAUUAUUCAAUAACAUUUGAGUGUUUGUCUGGGUUCUACGGAGAGAAAUGUGAUAUCCCUUGUAACUGUUCGAGGCCUUUUUGCACCAAGCUCCGUGGUGUGUGUUAUGAAGCUGAUUGUCAGAAAGGCUGGUUUGGUGAGGAUUGUAGAACAGAGGAUUUAGCUGCUUUUGUUUAUAAAGUUGAACCCCAAGAGUUUUUUGACGGAGAUUCAACAUCCUGUCGAGUACCUGAUAACAACACAAUUUACAUAGAAUUAUUCGAGAAUUUUUUCCUGACAUCGUUUAGUCUUGUUUUUGAAGAGCCAGAAUAUUUACACGAGGGAGACUUAGUCGUUAGUUUUUUUGAUCGGAAAAAAAACGAUUAUGUAAAUAGUCGUGUAUUGGUCCAAACGAUUACACCAAUACGAUUCAAACUUCAGCUCACCUCCGCCUUAGUCAGGAGAAGACUGUUCAUUAACAUGAAGAAAGCCAUUUCUGUCUGCACCGUUAACAUAGAUGGAGGGGUAAAUUUAGUACAGUUGAAUAAAUCGGAGGACAUAGUAAGUAUCCCAGGAUUUGACGAAAACGACACGUUGAUCGAAUCAAUAACAGACGAAGAUCGAUUCAACACCUGCAUAUCAACAAACUUGACAGACAGAAUUAUCGUCAAGUUUAAUGGGAUGAAAAAGCUAUACAGAAUUGGCAUUUAUCCUAGCACCACCCCAACGACAUUUGAAGUGAACUGCACCAAUCAUGUUAACUUCACCAUGAACUUCCGCAGAAUUACAACUCACACAAGGGGUCCUUCAUUUAUUCAUUUAAAUACGCAUGUGCACAAAAUAGAAAUAAAAACAACGGAUCCGAUAUUUGAAAUGUGCGAAAUAGAAAUAUAUGGAAGUUUAGAUAUUGUUCCCCUUCCUUUUAAUCCUGAAGAUUUUGUUUUGACGCUACCUUCACCGGUCACGGAAAAAAACCUUCUUUACAUAUUCAUCAUCUGCAUUCUGGCCAUUGUUAUUCUUGCGAAAUUGGAAGAUUUAGAUUUUGGAAUGGAAACAGAGGAUGAAAAUGAAAAACAUGUCUGAUCUGAACUGUUUAGUUUGCUUAUAAAUUUGACUUGGCAUUUUCUAAGUUCUGUAUCGUAUAUCUUUAUCAGAUAAAAUUUUAUUUAAUUUUUGUUUUAUUUAAUAUGAAUAUGUAAAUGUAAAUUAAUGUGUA
This is a messenger RNA of Physella acuta, 1682 nucleotides long. RefSeq lists its product as uncharacterized. NCBI's taxonomy places the organism in Eukaryota, Metazoa, Mollusca, Gastropoda, Physidae. The record is from RefSeq and is a predicted model, not a curated record.